AGUCGGUCUAUCGUUGUUCCUGCGCUUAGUUCGUUCGAUUCUCAAAUAUCAAGUUUCUGGAAUACAUGGCUGACACUGCGUUCAAUUGGUCUCGUGAAGUAUGGCAGAAUACGUCAUACGAAGCUGAUGACGUAACCUAUGACGAAAGAGGGAUUAUUAUGAUGCCAGCUGCCAGUAUGGAAGUUACACUCUCCCAACAUACGUCAUCCCAACAUACGUCACCGCAACCAUCGCCCAAUUCUUCAUGGAUGGAAAAACAAGCUAGUGACGUCACAACACAAAACGCUGAUGACGUCAUUGAUCGAAGCGUCGCGUCAAGUACGUCAUCACCCUCGCGUCCAGAUUCGGGAAUGGCGAUUGUCCUCAGCGAGAAAGACGACAGUGUGACGUCACCAAGACAAAAUGCCGAAACUCCAGCAGUGUUGCCAGCAGCUUUUAAAUCAAGUAGCCCUUCACAGUCAUCUGCCGAUUCUGGUAUCGUGUCGUCAUCAGGACAAGACGAAAGCCCUACGUCAUCAUCGUCCUUAACGACGUCAUCAUCUCGAAAAGAUGCAUCGAACAACGACAGUAUCAACAAAGCUCAAGCACAAAGAAACUUGAACCUUAUAGCUUGUGAAGAAUGUGGUCUCAUAUGCGCUGGCCAAAGUCAUUACCAAGUUCACAUUAGAUCCCACACCGGAGAACGCCCAUUUAAAUGCACUGUAUGCGGAGUUGCGUUUACACAGAAGGGAAAUCUGAGGCGACAUUAUAAGAUCCACUCUGAAGAGAAGCCGUUUCAAUGCCCCGUGUGUUCGUACAGAUGCAGACGGCGAGAUGCAUUAAAUGGACAUAUGAGAAUACAUUCAGAUAUUCGACCGUAUAGAUGUGUUUACUGUGCACGUAGUUACAAAUCCAGGCAAUCUCUCAAGGAGCACGAAUAUCAAUGCGUUUACAAGAACGACCCUAUUGUACAAGCUCGACAGCUGACGUCAUCACCAGCAAAAGGAAGUUUCGGUGACAAGCGUUUGUCUCCACUUACUACGUCACAAACCUCAAGCUCCCCUAUAUCUAUGACGUCAUCAAACCUCCCCAUUAUGCAAUCACAAGUUUUGAACCCGCUCUUGACGUCAUCGAGUCCAAACUCCACUAGCAGCGGGAAACGGAAGGCGUCGAACCCGCAGAAGUUCACUCGACUCUCCGAUCACCAACAACAGGUUAUCCCUUCGUUGGCCAAUGCUUUGCAAUACAUGCCCACCUUGUUAACUACGAUGAUGCAGCAACACAUGAACGACACGGCAACUGCCGAGCAACAAAGACAACAAGACGAAGCGCUCGAUUUCUCUGCGAAGCGAAAAAGCGGUUUGCAGAAUACGAACGGAGCUUGCAUCGAUGACGUCAGCAGCAGUCCUCUCUCGCUCACCACCAAGCGACAGAAGUUUGACAGCGAGUUUGCAAUGACGUCAUCGUCUUUAUUAAACGGUGAUGACGUAAUCGGUGACGUAGCACAAGGAGAUAGGUUCACACCUAUUGAAGCUGCUCAAAAUACGGAUAGUUACCAGGACAACGUGUUACGUCAUCCCCGCGCUACAACAGAGAGGCUUUCGGGCAGCGCGAGAAGGAAACGACCAAAAUAUUUGAACGAGAAGAUUGAACAAAACAUGCAGGGACAUGAGUCUUCCUUUCCCUCGAAAUAUGACGUCAGUCCUACGAUGAACUCUCUUGACCUCUCCGGGCAAAGCAAAAACGACGAUAUGACGUCAUUCAAGAGUGACGUCAGAAGCACAUCACCGUUCGCGCACGUCAGAUCCGGUGACGCAUCACGCAGCGGACUCCGUGUCUUCUCUUCCUUAGGAGAUGAUAGCGAAAUUGAAGAAUUGAAGACUUACAUCUGCUCACAUUGUCGAUGCAUCUUCCUGGAUCACGUGAUGUUCGCCAUCCAUGUCGGUUGCCAUGGUUUCAGGGACCCACUCGAGUGUAACGUAUGUGGCCACCUAGCGGCCGACCGUUACCAGUUCCAGUCCCAUCUCGCAAGAGGAGAGCACAAUCUGGGUGGAAAGGUUAAUGACGUCACUGGAGAGAAAUCUGACUACGUCACUGAUGACAUCACAAACGAAACUUCUACUUAUCAACAAUCGAGCACUUACGUAACGAAGUCUGCCGCUUUUAGAUAAUUUCAAACAACUUUUAAGUUUAGGUAAUGACGUUACCCUAUGACGUCACUCAAUGACGCCACCCUAUGGCGUGACGUGACGUCACAAUAACCUUCGCACAUCAAAGACUCACAAUUUGUAACAUCGUAACCAGAGUCUCCACGACCUUGUGUUUAUUUUCACCUAUUAACCGCUAGCGCUUAUUUUAGUUUUGCACUAUAUGUACCUGGUACGUUAUCCGGCCAAAAGUUGCGAUUUUUGAGCGAUGUUAGUUUCUACCGUUUGCUCCUGACUUUGGUAUGCUCUUCGUCGCCCACGUGCGGAUCCUCUGCACUACCUCGGCCCUUUACCUCGUGACCCUUGUGUGACCUCUGCUGCCUUAAAUCUUUGUACAUUCCCACCAGUUUCAAAUAGUUUGAUGUACAGAUACAAUAGUACACGCGUGUUCGAUACACUUUUAUUUCUUUCACUUAAUUUAAUCUUCAUUUGGCCAUGUCGACGCUCAAUCUUUUCCAAACCUGCUAACUCAACUGCAGUUAUCAUUUAAAAUGUCGAGUAAGGUUAAUUAAUAUUCCUGAAGCUUAUAGGACCUCAAUCAUGCAGUUAAACUUCUAUAUAAAGCAUUCACUCAUUCUGUGCUUGUACAAUCCUUAUUAAUGUGCAAUCGCUUUAUUUUGUUGCAAUUUAUUGUCGCCUGUCCAUGGUACGCCAGGCCUAAUUCUUGCUAUACUCAAUUUAUUCGGUGUAUUACAUAUUACCUAAUAUUUAUUUCGCUUUGACAUACUUGCCUUACAAUUAACAAGACGAAAACUUAUAAUUG
Messenger RNA from Ciona intestinalis (vase tunicate), 2949 nucleotides. RefSeq names its product zinc finger protein (gene zf(c2h2)-9). Gene Ontology annotation, biological process: regulation of transcription by RNA polymerase II. Gene Ontology annotation, molecular function: DNA-binding transcription factor activity, RNA polymerase II-specific; RNA polymerase II cis-regulatory region sequence-specific DNA binding. Gene Ontology annotation, cellular component: nucleus. NCBI's taxonomy places the organism in Eukaryota, Metazoa, Chordata, Ascidiacea, Phlebobranchia, Cionidae. The record is from RefSeq and is a predicted model, not a curated record.